Xenopus laevis (African clawed frog) is the source of this 1935-nucleotide messenger RNA. RefSeq names its product SPRY domain-containing SOCS box protein 3. Bases 649 to 1416 code for a protein of 255 amino acids. The transcript has 5 exons. NCBI's taxonomy places the organism in Eukaryota, Metazoa, Chordata, Amphibia, Anura, Pipidae. The record is from RefSeq and is a predicted model, not a curated record.
ACUAUAUUUCAAAAAUGAUUAGGACAAAUUGCAAAGUUGCUUCGAAGUGGCCUUUCUAUAACUUACUAAAUGCCUUUAACACAGUACGGUAUAGAAAAGAGGGCAAAGGGUUAAUAGAGGAGUAACAGUGUGGCAGGAAAAGGUAAGUAGAGUAAGACAGAGCAGCAAGAGUUAAGUUAAAGUAGCAUGGCACAAAUGAGUUACUGUAGGGGCUGAGACAGAGGGAAAGGGUUAAUGGGGGAAUAAACUACAAAAAUGUUUCAUUGAAAAGAACAGUGUGGCAUGGCAGGGGUUAAUUUGGCAGACAUUUAGCUAUAAUGUAGUGCAGGGCGACUGGAAUUGGUAAAUAGUAGAGCAGUUGGGUGCAGGAGGCUGUAGAAUGUAGUAGAAAGCAAUAGAAUGGGCCAGUGAGGAGAGGAGUGCAGCAGGGGAAAGGUUAACAAGGGGCGCACGUUCCGACUGUAUCAUCUUGUUUACCAGCGGCAGCCAGUGCCAGUAACCAAUCAGAGCUCUUUCUCCAGGAGGGUUGGGUUCUAUGCCGCUUUCUAUUGGCUAAGGCCGACGACGCCUCCACCAAUGAGAACUGCUCACACCAAGAACUGAAUAACAAGCUCAGAAGUACAGGAGAGACCGGACCCCAGAGCUCUGAUGAAAGGCAGGAGCGGAGCCCCUCGUACCGAGCCCAGGGCUGAAUCUCUGGCUCUUCCAAUGGCAAGAACAUGUGUGCCCAGGAGAUGGGUGUGGGAUGCCAAUUGCCUGACCCCGGGUACUGAGUUGUCUCCCUGCCACCGACUUGUCUACUUCCAUACUGACCCAGUCCUGGAGAGCUGCGGCACUGCGAGUGUGCGAGGGAGUACAGGGUUCCUACAUGGAGAGCACUACUGGGAGAUUGAGUUCCUGGAACCCCCCUCUGGACUCUCGGUCAUGGUCGGCGUUGGGACUGGCAGAGCCGCACUGCAUGCUGGGGACUUUCAGUUCAUUAAUUUACUGGGAAGGGAUACAGAGAGCUGGGGACUGUCCUAUAAAGGCAGCGUGUGGCACGGAGGAACCAGCCGCAGAUACACGGAGCCAUUCUACGAGAAAGGGACGGUUAUUGGGGUGCACUUGAACAUGGAUGAAGGAACAUUGACCUUCUAUAGGAACCGGCAGAGUCUGGGCUUGGCAUUCGCGGGACUGCAGAAGGUACAAUCCCCAUUAUAUCCAAUGGUCUCCUCCACUUCACCGGGCACAGAGCUGGCCGUGGGGUUGCAGUUCUCCACUCUGCCCUCCCUGCAGGAGCGAUGCCUCAGCACCCUGGCCCACAGCCUGGAGCAAACGGACAUGGUGGAUUGUCUCCCACUUCCCGCCGCCAUCAGGUGGCUGCUGAAAAGCUGGAAAGAUCACAAAGGUGUGAGCGUCCAGGGCGUCGAAGUGUAACCUGUAAAAGUGGCACCAGUUACACAGCCCUGGGCAUUCAGUGGAACUAGGACCUGCUAUGUAGGAGGCCAACGUGGUUUGGUUAUGGCUGAAACAGGAAGUGCUGCAGUAAAAACAGGAAGUGCUGCAGUAAAAACAGGAAGUGCUGCAGUAAAAACAGGAAGUGACCCAUGGGGCACAGAUCCCACAGAACAAUCCAUGCUACAGUUAAUGGUAUAUCUGGGCACAGUAUCUUUUAUAACAUUUAUACAGACCUCUGUAAUGAUGCUUCUACUGCAAGGGAGAGUGAGCUAUUCAGACGACACUUUAUCAUACCCGCUGCGAGUUCCAUGAGCUUAGGAACCCUGUGGAUAUGGAGGUAUAAUGCUGUUCCUGCAAUGUUCUACAGCGUUGACUAUUGGAAUAUUCCAGUUCCAGCCCCACCUUAGAAGUCCAACUUCUGCUCAGGGCCCCCUUAGCUCAUAACAAGUUUACAGAUAUAUAGAAACAUUGGGGUGUCACCCUGCUAUAGUUCCAGGG